AUGCCGGCUGUUCCAAAUGGUUACAAAAACUUCCCGUUCAGACAAAUAAAAAGGCAAGGAGGGAAACGUGCUGGGUGCCCCAUAAACCCCGUCCACCCUGGGGUCUGGUGGUCGCGUGCUCCCCCCGGCACAGCCCGAAUCCUCCUCAUCCCUCCUCCCUCCUGUCCCCCCUUCCAGAUCAAGCUGAAGGAGAUCUUCGAGACGCCCACCGAGAUCGCACUGGUCCUGGAGCUGGUGACGGGGGGAGAGCUCUUCGACAGGAUCGUGGAGAGGGGUUUCUACAGCGAGCGGGACGCGGCCCACGUUGUCAAGCAGAUCCUGGAAGCCGUUUCGUAUUUGCAUGAAAACGGGGUCGUCCACCGUGACCUGAAGCCGGAGAACCUGCUCUACGCGGACCUGUCCCCCGACGCCCCCCUGAAAAUCGGCGACUUUGGGCUCUCCAAGAUCGUGGAUGAACAGGACACCAUGAAAACCAUCUGCGGGACGCCGGGGUACUGCGCCCCAGAAAUCCUCCACGGGUGCCCGUACGGCCCUGAAGUGGAUAUGUGGUCUGUGGGCGUCAUCACCUACAUCCUGCUCUGCGGCUUCGAGCCCUUCUUCGACCCGCGGGGGGACCAGUACAUGUACAGCCGCAUCCUCACCUGCGACUACGAGUUCGUGUCCCCGUGGUGGGACGAGGUCUCCCUCAACGCCAAGGACUUGGUGAGAAAACUGAUCGUCCUGGAUCCCCAGAAGAGAUUGACCGUCUACCAGGCUCUGGAGCACCCCUGGGUCACCGGGAAAGCCGCCAAGUUCGCUCACAUGGACAGCACGCAGAAGAAACUGCAGGAAUUUAACGCCCGGAGGAAACUGAAGGCUGCCAUGAAAGCCGUGGUGGCUUCCAGCCGCUUGGGCAACCACGGCCACCACGACUGCUCCCGUGGCAGCGGGCGCAGCCGGGGGGGUCCCCGGGACACCUGCCUGCCCCAGGGGACGGGGACUGCUGGCCCCGAAGCCACCCCCACCGAGGAGCUGGAGGCUUUCCGGAGCGACUGUCCCGCCGUCUCCAAGGUCCCUGUGAACGGCGCCGGCUGCAAGAGCUAACGGCUCGCCGCGGCUUCGACAAGCAAUAACCCCCCCACCCUCGGAGGCUGGGAGGGAGCAGGGGGAGCUGGGGUAGGGGGGGGGACAGGAGCGCCCCGAGUGCAGGUGUGUGUGGGGGGGCCCAUGGUCUGUCGUGUGGAGCAUCCUUAUUUAGUGUCCUGUCGCCAGUGCAGUCGUACCUGGUCGCUGUGAGUGUGUGUCUGUGCGGACCCAGCUGAGGAAACAAGGCUGGGCUUCCCACAAAUUAACAGUUCUGGCCACUGGGAGAGUGAAAAAAAGUCCCAAGUGGCUUCAAAACGAGGAGCAAACAGCAGAAAAGGGGGGGGAAUUUCUUCCCCCCUUCCCUGCACAGGCAGUAGGUUGUCUUUGUGGCAGAGUUUUGUGAGUUCCUGUGAACAGUCCCGAGGGGUUUAUUUGCCGAAGGGGAGAGGGUGUGUGGGGAUUGGCGCUGCCCGGUGCAGCCACGGCCGCCGCUGCGUCAGACGGGGCAUGGGGAGCCUCUGGACCCGGCUGUUUGAUCCCACCCGCAGGAAAAAUCCUUUAUUAUGGCUGGAGGCGACCCUCGGCUUGGUUUGUGCUUUGGUUCCACCCGGUUUCUUUCGUUCCCACCUCCCGUCCCGCUGCGGAUGCUGUGGAGGAGCCGGGAAUGCCGGCCCAUCCGGCCUCUCUCCGCGUCGGCAUUCCCGGGGUUCCACUUUCCACCCCUGAGUUUUACUGGAAAACAAUGCAACUCUUCCUACGGCGCGGUGUAGACUCUGUAACACCCAACGGUGCUGUCCUUUCCCGAGUGAGAACGAGGAGUUUAUACCUAUUUUGAGGUUUUUUUGGUGUUUUUUUUUAAGACUAAUGCACUCAGUUGACAAACUUCCUGAAAAAGAAGGGUUUUUUUUUUUAGGCAGUUAUUUACCAAGGCGCAGGAUAAACGUUUGGGGAUUUAACUACAGAAGGAGUAAUCGGAGAGGAAAAGCCAUAUUCCACGGGGGGGGAGGAUUACAGAGAGCUGGGCAGCUGCUCCCGACCGCGACCCGCAGCCCUGGCGGUUUGGGUCAUAAACAUGUAAAAAUGUGAAAAAAAAAAAAAAAAAUCAUCGCUGGAGAAGAAUCCGAUUUGUACAGCGGGUUCGUUUUUCCGGGAUGGGGAUGUAGGGCCUGGCUGCAAACAAUAAUUAGAAUUUUGCCAGAGCCGGGAGCUGCCGCUGCAGACGCCCGACUCAGCAGCUCAGAGCCCUCACCGGGGCAGUGGGAAGGGAAAUUCAACACGAUGAAUUUCAUAUUUAUUUAUGGCAGGAGCAGAAAUUAUCAACACGACGUGUCAGGGCUGAUCCAGACCCCACGGAGCUCCUUUGUGUUUAGGGUGCUUGUAAAGACGCACGCAGGGGAGAGAUCGGAUGUCCAAGAGGGCUUUUUAAUUGGAAAAAACAUUAUCCUUCGACAUGAAAUAGUUAUUUAAAUACUUAAACGCCCUGCAGGACCAGGCUGGGGUGUUCUGCACACCCAGAGCCUGUGCAGAAGGGCCCGAUGCUGGGAAAUGCUGAGUGAGGUUGUGCUGCCCAUGGAACCGCCCCGGGGCCUGCAGAGUAAUGGGAAAUAAGGAACUAAUUAGGUAACAGUCAGUAACGGGGUGUCUUCAGGGAUGGAAGGCACCCGAGGGAAGACUAUGCAGAAAAAGGAGUUUGCCUCUUACGUUAUGUCAACAAAGUGUUAUUCCACGAAUAUCAGUACUUAAAGGUAGGAAGAAAUAAAAGCUGUGCUCCUGGGAGUCAGGCUGACGGGAGCUGCCGUCCUGGUCUGUGCGGUGUUUUCAGAGUGUGUUUUAAUAACUCCCUACUUCAGUAUAACGGGGGCCAUUUCUGAUCUUGCAGGUAUUUAUAAAGAAGUAUAGACAGCUAAUAAAGUACCAAACCUCA
Messenger RNA from Calidris pugnax (ruff), 2989 nucleotides. RefSeq names its product calcium/calmodulin-dependent protein kinase type IV-like. The coding region runs from base 1 to 1083 and encodes 360 amino acids. The transcript has 9 exons. The record is from RefSeq and is a predicted model, not a curated record. Gene Ontology annotation, biological process: protein phosphorylation. Gene Ontology annotation, molecular function: calcium/calmodulin-dependent protein kinase activity; calmodulin binding; ATP binding. Lineage: Eukaryota; Metazoa; Chordata; Aves; Charadriiformes; Scolopacidae.